AUGUCUUCUCAAGAACUUGAACAUCAGAACAAUGGUGUCCACUUUUUCAAAAUUAUUCUUGCAAGUAUCCUUCAAGAAGGAAAACUGAGAGUGCCAAUAAAUUUUGCGAGGAGGCAUUGGCAUGGAAUAACAAACCCAGUCACUCUAAGGCUUCCAACUAUGGCACAAAUGAACGUUACUUGGGAGAAAACCAGUGAUUAUGAUGUUUGGUUUUGCAAUGGUUGGAAAGAAUUUGCAAAUUAUUUGUCUUUGCGUGAUUCACAACUUUUGGUCUUUCGAUAUCGAAAAAAAUCUCUCUUUGAUGUGAUUGUAUUCGGUAAAUGCGGAUUAGAAAUAAAAUACCCUUUAAGAGAAACUUGUGAUGGUUCUUUGAAAGUUACCGAGGAUCCUUCAUCAUCGCCUGGUAAAAGGCGAAAAUCUCCAUCACCAUGUGUGAAGGUGAUACCAACUGAAUUUGUGAAGACACAUAUGCACAUGAUGGAAGAAGGAAAUGCUAUCCUUUUUGUUGAUCAAGAUAGAACAUGGAAUGUUGAUUUGGAUCUCACUCUAAAUAAACAAUUUGCACUAACAAGUGGUUGGAGUGAAUUCUGUGCUCACAAUAAUUUGAAAUUUGGUGAUGGUUGGCUUGAAUUUUUGAAGGAUUGUUACUUGAAAGAGGGUGAUACUUGCCUAUUGAAGAUGAGUGGCGGCACUGGUUUAGAAUUGGAGAAACCUAGAACCAGUGGCGGUGCCACAUAUAAGUGA
Medicago truncatula (barrel medic) is the source of this 744-nucleotide messenger RNA. RefSeq names its product B3 domain-containing protein At4g01580. The coding region runs from base 1 to 744 and encodes 247 amino acids. Gene Ontology annotation, molecular function: DNA binding. The transcript is spliced from 5 exons. The record is from RefSeq and is a predicted model, not a curated record. Lineage: Eukaryota; Viridiplantae; Streptophyta; Magnoliopsida; Fabales; Fabaceae.